CAGCACCGGGUCCAGAGGAGCGCACCAGCCCAGCCCUCGCCGCGGAGUCCCCCGCCGGGUAGCUUUGGGAACCACCAGAAGGAAGCAGAUCAUCCUACAACCUACUGACAUGAUGCUGGCUGCCCGUGUCUCCAGACCCCUGUCACAGCUCCCGGGAAAAACUCUAAGUGUCUGUAAUAGAGAGAAUGGGACAAGACACACACUGUUGUUUUACCCAGCAUCCUUCACUGCAUCCAUCCGUCGGACUUAUACCAGUGAGGCAAAUGCGGAUAGUGGCAAAGCUGUCCUGGUCACAGGCUGUGACUCCGGAUUUGGGUUCUCUUUGGCCAAACAUCUACACUCAAAAGGUUUCCUUGUAUUUGCUGGAUGCUUAAUGAAGGACAAAGGUGAUGCUGGGGUUAAUGAGCUGGACAGCUUAAACAGUGACCGACUAAGAACCAUCCAGCUCAAUGUCUGCAAUGGUGAAGAGAUCGAGAAAGCAGUAGAGACCGUCCACUCCAGCCUGAAGGACCCUGAAGAGGGAUUGUGGGGCCUGGUUAACAAUGCAGGCAUUUCAACAUUCGGGGAGGUGGAGUUCACCAGCAUGGAGACAUACAAAGAAGUGGCAGAAGUGAACCUCUGGGGUACAGUGCGCACAACGAAAUCCUUCCUCCCCCUUCUCCGGAGAGCCAAAGGCCGUGUUGUUAACAUCAGCAGUAUGCUGGGCCGAAUGGCCAACCCAGCCCGCUCACCUUACUGCAUCACCAAGUUUGGGGUAGAGGCUUUCUCCGACUGCCUCCGCUAUGAGAUGCACCCUCUGGGUGUGAAGGUCAGUGUGGUGGAGCCCGGCAAUUUCAUUGCUGCUACCAGUCUCUAUAGCCCAGAGCGUAUCCAGGCCAUUGCCAAGAAGAUGUGGGAUGAUCUUCCUGAGGUCGUCCGCAAAGACUAUGGCAAGAAGUAUUUCGAUGAGAAGAUCGCCAAGAUGGAGACCUACUGCAACAGCGGCUCCACAGACACGUCCUCUGUCAUCAAUGCUGUCACACAUGCCCUGACAGCCGCCUCCCCCUAUACCCGCUACCAUCCCAUGGACUACUACUGGUGGCUGCGAAUGCAGAUCAUGACCCACUUUCCAGGGGCCAUCUCUGACAUGAUCUACAUACACUGAAGAGCUACAGAGGCCUCUGUGACCAGGGGAUCUGAUGGGAGGGAGAAGGAUGAGGGGAGGGAGUUCGGACAGUUACCUUCUGAUUACACUUGUGGAUUACCCACUGUCUUAGGAAGACCUAUUUUAGCAUUAACCUUACUUGUGCACGUGGUGAAUGGGUCUGGACCUUCACAGAUGUGAGGGCACAGGUGUGGCCCUAAGCCUCAGGGCCAACAUGGUGCUUCUAUCUAUCUCAAGCUGAUUUUAUACAAAGAUUUGUGGGAAAUAUCUUUAUAUUAAAAAUAGAUUGUUAUAAUAGAAUCCAAAAUCAUUUUAAAGCCAAAACAUCCAUUCAAAAUAUUUAUCCUUAAGCAAGUCUCAUGAGCAUGAAGGACAGAUUUUUUUUUCCUUGUGUGCAUGAAGAAUUUGCAGAACUUGUGAUCUGCAUACAAAAUGCCCUUUUUGCUGUGCCCAAGUGGUCCUACUGUGCACUGGCAUUGCUGUAAAAACUCAUCACAUUUGUGUUCUGGGGACACUGUGGACCCAUCAGUCCUUGACUUCUCUGGCCAGCAGUGUGUCUUCUCCUGAGACAGUCCCACCAGGUGCCCCUGAGUGGUUUCUGCACGACCAUGGCACGAUGUGACUGGUGGCCAGCAGCCACUGACUCAGCUGGCUGGGGGUGGGGAAUCUAGAGAUUGGCAGCUGAGAGUUCUCCACCCUCUUCGAAGACGGGUUAGAUCUGGGUGGAAGCGCUCUGCAUAGGAGUGUGGUUUGGUUUCGCCUUGGACAGGAUUGGUGCUCUUUGGGGCUGUAGACAAAUGAGUGGUGGUGCCAAGGCUGGGCACUGAGACACUUCCCCAGCAAUGGAUCACAUACACACCUGUUCCAUUGGCCUUCAGGAUGGUCACACCUCUCCUUCCUACUGUGAACUUCUUAAUUAAGCUACUCAGUCUGUUACCAAUCAAGGAAGGUUUGACUUUGAAGGCUGCUUGUCCCUGCAGUUGUCCGGGGGCUGUAAAGCCUUGGGCAGCUUUACACAUUUAAAUAAUCAUUUGUGCCUUUUGUUGCAAAAUCUAGUCCUGCCACUAGAGGGAGCCAUGGCUCCUCAGCUAGAGCCUGUUCAGCGUUUUCUUUCAAGCUUGAGGUCUUUCCAAGAGUGUUUGACCACCUACUUGGAUGCUGCCUCGGAACAAAGAAUGAAGCAAAGCCCCUUUGGAAACAGUGAUCCUACACUCCUAAGCAGUUGUCUGGCCUGAACCUGGAGCCCAGUGCCAAGAGAGAGCAAAGGAACUUAGGCAGCUAGAACACACUGGCAUGUGCAGCCAUACUGAGGCAAAAAGGUUCCACAGAGAGCAGAUUCAGCCUGCCUUUUGGGGUUUUGACCUCUCUGGAUUCAAACAGAGGUGCUAUGUUCCAUCCCUGUCUUCAGGCAAGGCAGAAAGGGUCUGGGAGGAAAGGGACGAGGGAGGCAAGGCCUCAGGACCCAGAGAGGGACCCCUGAUGGCUUGCACUUAACCUAACAGUGAGAUGCUUUUGUACUUCAGGGCCUACCUCCAGCUGGAGCCUUCCCGUGGCAUUUUUACAUCUUGGGAGAAUUUGUUUUCGUGCUUAAUAAAGAGGUUGAUUGUAACACUUGGA
This is a messenger RNA of Phodopus roborovskii (desert hamster), 2761 nucleotides long. Its product is annotated as D-beta-hydroxybutyrate dehydrogenase, mitochondrial. The record is from RefSeq and is a predicted model, not a curated record. Lineage: Eukaryota; Metazoa; Chordata; Mammalia; Rodentia; Cricetidae. The transcript has 7 exons. Gene Ontology annotation, molecular function: oxidoreductase activity. The coding region runs from base 110 to 1144 and encodes 344 amino acids.